Somion occarium is the source of this 1613-nucleotide messenger RNA. Lineage: Eukaryota; Fungi; Basidiomycota; Agaricomycetes; Polyporales; Cerrenaceae. The record is from the annotation of a GenBank genome assembly.
CUCGCAUGCCAGAACACGCGACGGCCAACAGCAGAAUCCCUCGCAGAGUACCCGUCUGACCAACAAGAGUUGGCGAUGACAGAGGAGGUCAGUCAGAGCGGCCAUGUUCGCAUUGUUGGUGCGAUCGCUGGCAUUGGAAGCGGUCAGAUAUUUGCUUUUACUGUUCGCGAGAUCUGCCUUUGCUGAAGGUGAUACAGGUCUGACGAAGGUUACUGUGGGCCAUGGCUUCGACACUAUAAAAACUCGUCUGCAAUGUUGUCCUCCAGGAAUAUACCGCGGAACGCUGGACUGUCUUGUCAAAGUAGUCCGCAAUGAGGGUGUGUUUGCGCUUUAUAAGGGAGCAACCCCUCCAGCAGUCGGCUGGGGUGCCAUAGACUCACUUCUUCUUGGAUCGCUUCACAAUUAUCGGCUUUUCCUCAUACGCCAUCAUUGGACCGAGCAUGUUCCCGGGACUGAUGUUCAACGACUAACGUUAGCAGGCCAUGGUUUAGCAGGCUUUGGGGCUGGUCUCACAAGCACUCUGAUCGCCACCCCCAUGGAGCAUCUAAAAAUCAAGCUCCAAAUGCAAUCCCAGAGGUCUGCAGCAGAUAGGCAGUUCAAGGGUCCAAUAGAUUGCGCAAAACAGAUCGUACAACACAAAGGUGUCCUGGGCCUAUGGACAGGAUUCACAGGAAGCCUUGCAUUCCGAGGCAAUUUUCUCUGGAUGUUUGGGUCAUUCGAGGCAUUGAUGAGACUUUUUACGAGUAUGCAAGGGACUUCGUUUGAAAUGACGACCGGAACAGCAAACUUUCUUUCCGGAGGCUUGAGCUCCUUCACAUUCUGGUUCAUGGCCAUCCCAGCAGACAAUAUCAAAAAUCGUAUGAUGGCAGUACCUCUCACAGACCCAAGACCGACAUUCAGGGGGACCGUAACGCAGAUAUACAGAACCCUCGGCGUCCGAGGGUUCUUUGCUGGAUUGACACCUUGCUUAUUGCGAGCCUUCCCUUCGAAUGCUUGUGCGUUUUAUGUGUAUGAAGGGUUGAUGCGGGGCUUUGGAGCGGAAAAGACGAGACAUUGACACGAUAUCAAUACCCAUAUCAUUCGUAGAUCUUUCUUUCAGGAUUUCUUAGAAGACAUCUCUUGUUUAGAUCGCAUUCGCUGCAGAUAAUGUGUGAUGCAAACAACGAUCAACUGGGAUCUAGCUCGAUUCCUACAGUACUCAAUAGGCUACUGCCCUUCUUCUGCCACGAGAAAUAACCCCAAGCAACCAGCGACACCAGCACAGACAAGACCACAGCACAUACGAAUAUCCAAACUUGACCCCUACUAUGCUUCCACCCUAUCCUCCGACCUUUCCUAACCGUAGCACCAUUAGGCCGUUCAUCAUCCGCCAACUUGAUAGUCUUCUCAAACAAGUUCUCAAGCCCAGUCGGCUCUUCAGGAGGGAAGAACCGCUGUGGUCGAAGCCAUGACCCGUCGUCAACAAUGUUGGCUCGAGCUUUGCCUUUGCCCUUACCCUUGCCUUUCCCUUUCCUAUCGAGUUUAGCAGGUGUAGAUGUCGGUGUCCAAUCCAUAGCAUCAGGGUCCUCCUCUUUCUCAGAUUGACUUUCGUUAUCCACAUCUUCGUCUUCAUC